CUUGCCACGAGAAGAGGCUGCUGUCAUGGGUACAACAAUUUUUUACUUGAUGCUCAUUGCACUAAUCGGAAGGACUGGCUCUAUUUUCCAUGGAGAUGAUCAUCUAAAACAAUUAAGCAGAUCUCUGAUGUUCCCAGCAACAUCGCCAACUCGCGUUCAAUUCAUCGGCGGCAUUGGCAUUCCAGUGGAAGAUUUGCAUUUCGAGUCAGUCACUUCGGGCUAUGUCCUAAAGACGGAAUACUUUUUACCCACCACUGCACAGGAGAUAACCCGCGUGUAUAUGAAGCCUCAACCCAUUACGGGCAGACAUGAUGAAUCCAACUUUGGGUCGACAUAUCGUUGGAUAAUCUAUCGCAGCAUCGAAAUGGUGCUAAGGAAUAUGAAUCUACCGGGAAGACCCUGUCUUUUGAGAGUUAUAUGCGAACACGCCGCUCAUCCAUUAACCCACGAAAGUGGAUUACUUGGAGAGUUGCUUCACAUCGUAUUAACUCCUUCAAGCUCAUCGGAUUCUUAUUCUCUGCAUACCGAUCGGGAGUAUUUGACUGCAGAGCGAUUCGGCAAGCGCGGUGGAAACUGUGUCUCUGCCUAUGGCCAAAAGUGUUCGAAAUCUCCAAUUGACUUGGUUACCAUGUUGAUGUGAUAGAAAUCAGAAUUAAUCCCAAUAUUGUGAUAGAAAUAAAAAUG
Molecule: messenger RNA, 684 nt
Organism: Drosophila sulfurigaster albostrigata
Lineage: Eukaryota; Metazoa; Arthropoda; Insecta; Diptera; Drosophilidae
Exons: 1
Coding region: 26-640 (204 amino acids)
Source: RefSeq, a predicted model, not a curated record